GGGCUAAGUUGAAGCUAGCCUAAAAAAAAACUUUGUUGUUGUUUUAGUUUUUUUUUUUUUUUUUUUCAGUACAAAAUGGUUAAACAAACGAUACAGAUAUUCGGUCGCAUUAAGCCCACAAAGAAAACAGCGGCGGUGUAUUCUGUGGACAAUGAAGAGGCGACAGGUGCCUCUCUGGAGUUUGUGCUUCCCAAGGACCUGGCUGAUGGCUUUGUUAACAACAAAAGGGAAUGCUACAAAUUCAGGUUCCAAAAGGUGUUUGAUCAGCAUGUUAAACAAGAGGAGGUAUUUGAUGAAAUUGCAAAACCAGUUGCAGAAAGUGCACUGGCUGGCUAUAAUGGCACCAUUUUUGCCUAUGGUCAGACGGGAAGUGGGAAGACGUUCACCAUCACCGGAGGAGCUGAGCGCUACAACGAUCGCGGCAUCAUACCGCGCACCCUGUCCUACCUCUACGGCCGCUUCAGUCAGGACAGCAGUAUGAUGUACUCCACACACAUCUCCUACCUGGAGAUCUACAACGAGAUGGGAUAUGACCUUUUGGAUUGCCGACAUGAGGCGUCGCGACUGGAGGACCUACCUAAAGUGAUGAUUAUGGAGGAUCCAGAGCAGAACAUCCACCUCAAGAAUUUGUCUCUGCAGCAGUCUGCUAAUGAAGAGGAGGCUCUGAAUCUGCUCUUCCUGGGCGACACCAAUCGCAUGAUUGCUGAAACCCCAAUGAACCAGGCCUCCACUCGUUCGCACUGUGUUUUCACCAUCCAUCUCUGCAGGCGUGAACCUGGCUCAGCCACCUUGCGGCGCUCCAAACUCCACCUGGUGGACCUGGCUGGGUCGGACCGAGUCAGCAAGACAGGCCUAGAUGGGCAGCUACUCACUGAGGCCAAGUACAUCAACCUGUCGCUCCACUAUCUGGAGCAGGUGAUAAUAGCAUUGUCGGAGAAGAAUCGUUCCCAUAUUCCAUACAGAAACUCCAUGUUAACAUCGGUGCUGAGGGACAGCCUGGGGGGCAACUGCAUGACCACCAUGAUCGCCACCAUGGCGGUGGACAAACGUAAUCUCGAUGAGUCCAUCUCUACAUGCCGCUUUGCUCAGCGUGUGGCUCUCAUCAAGAACGAGGCCGUAUUGAACGAAGAACUGGAUCCUGCUCUGCUUAUAGCACGUUUGAAAAGAGAAAUCCUGUCCCUGAGGGAAGAGCUGGCCAUGGUGACAGGAGAUCAGAGAAAUGAGCAGCUAACUGCAGAGGAGAUACAAAGGUUGGAAGAGUUAGUCGGGGCCUUUCUGACUGACCCAGAUCCAGAUGUGACCCUGUCUCUGGGACCCGAUAUGAGAAAGAUACAGCACUGUUUCCUCCUGCUGAAGUCGAUGAUUUUGGACAAAAAGAGUGCCAAGGCUGGACACAGUGAGCGACAGCAGUCACUGACAGGAAGUAGUGAGAACGCUCAACUUCUCAAUGUCAGCGCAGCAGGGCAAGAAGUGGACCAAACCUGA
Molecule: messenger RNA, 1485 nt
Organism: Fundulus heteroclitus (mummichog)
Lineage: Eukaryota; Metazoa; Chordata; Actinopteri; Cyprinodontiformes; Fundulidae
Product: kinesin-like protein KIF6
Exons: 12
Coding region: 76-1485 (469 amino acids)
Biological process (GO): microtubule-based movement
Molecular function (GO): microtubule binding; microtubule motor activity; ATP binding
Source: RefSeq, a predicted model, not a curated record